Onychostoma macrolepis is the source of this 1083-nucleotide messenger RNA. RefSeq names its product CD59 glycoprotein-like. The transcript has 4 exons. Lineage: Eukaryota; Metazoa; Chordata; Actinopteri; Cypriniformes; Cyprinidae. The record is from RefSeq and is a predicted model, not a curated record. Bases 539 to 823 code for a protein of 94 amino acids.
CCCAUUUGUAAUUAUUUGUGAAAUGUACUGUUUUUCUUAGUGAAAAUUGUUUCACCACUAAAUUUGCUAAAAGAAGAGGGAUCUUUACUGAACCCAAAGUGUUGGAAAAAACAACACUGAACUUGUAUGUAUGUAUGUAAAUGCAUUGUUGAGAAAGAGAAAAACAUAACCAUAAUAGUGUAGACACAGAUAAUAAUAUUUAAGAAAACGUCCUUAAUGGACUCACACCACAUUAAAAACAAGUGGUUUAUUGUAGCAGAACAGGUCUUGCUCAAGCAUAUGACACAAUCAGUACUGAUGAUCUGAAGCUAAUGCAUGAGUAAACCAUGACCAAACACAGUUGGCAAAUGUUAUUGAGUGUAUGUGGCCUCAUUUUAACACAAUGAACAGGUUGCAAAAACUGUGGGAAUUCCUGAAUUACUGGAAAUGAUUCACUCCUGAGUACAUGAGAAGAAUAUAAGAGACACACACAAGUGCUUAUUAUGAACUUACAAUACACUUAAUACUACAUCACUUGGGAGCUCUAAUCAACAGAAUAAUGAAGACUUUGCUGGUGGCCCUUGUUCUCGUUCUGGUGUUGAACUACGGAUCCGCACUGAAAUGUAACCACUGUGUUCCUCAGGGGGGCACACGCUGCACACAAACUCAAGAGACCUGUGGCUUUGGACAAGAUGCCUGUAUAGCGGCCAGAUUCAACUUCCCUCCCUUCAUGGGCUUUCGGAGAUGCAGCAGUACGACGGAGUGUCUUAUUCUCUCGAGUAACACUGCCAUGAAAGUGAAAUGCUGCCAGUCGGACCUUUGCAAUAACAUGGCCAUCAUUUAGACUGACUUCUGUCAACUCAGAACAUGAAACUGUUUACAAUAAUACAGAUGUUUAAAGAGGCUUCACCAUCUCUCUUACUUAAAGAUUUUGCAUAGUUUACAAUACGAGUUACUCAUGUUUGUGAUUUAUUUCAGCAUUUGCCACAGUUGAAUAAUUGUGGAAUAUGUGAACAAUUUACAAUUGAAUUAAAAAAAACUAAUUUAAGAGUUUGAAUAGAUGUAUGUUUCUGAAAUUCAAAAGUGAAAUAAAGGUAUACUUGC